This is a messenger RNA of Hydatigera taeniaeformis, 1404 nucleotides long. Lineage: Eukaryota; Metazoa; Platyhelminthes; Cestoda; Cyclophyllidea; Taeniidae. The record is from the annotation of a GenBank genome assembly.
AUGGGUUUUGUCAUCGAUACAUUCAUAAUCGUGCUUUCUCAACUCCUUUUCUUCUUGGGUGGCUGGGUUUUCUUUCUUCGUAAAUUGUUUAAAGAUUACGAAGUUCGUCAAUUGACUGUUGUAGUUGUGUUUUCUUUCACCUUUUCUUUGUCAUGUCUUAUGUUUGAACUUGUAACUUUCGAAAUUCUCGAUAUUUUGGAAUCCUCUUCCCGAAGGCUUCACUGGCAGUUCGUUUUAGUCAUCACCCUCUUCGAUGUUAUUGUGGUUUUACCUUAUCUUAUAUCCUUUUAUGUAACUACAAUAUUUGGAUUUCUUCCAAAUAAUUUAAAAGUAAGGUUAGGUAGUUCUCUAUUGCUCUUCGUCUUUUACGCGUACCUCUUUUGGAGGCUUGGGAUUUCGUUCCCUAUAUCCAGUCCACGUCACUCAUUUUUCUCUUUUGAGCCUUGUAUUGGUAGGGUUGGUGUCAUAGGUGUCACCAUAAUGGCGGUCCUUUCCGGGUUCGGUGCUGUCAAUUAUCCGUAUACAUGUAUGAGUCUCUUUGUUCAUCCUGUCUCUCGAGUGGAUAUUGAUACGGGCGAAAGGCGUCUUAUGCAAACACUUAACAUGCUUCUCGCCAAAAAACGCCGCCUUCGUCUUGUGGAGUUGGAGAGGAAAUCGGCAUUUAACGACAAUGGAUUCUGGGGAGUUAUACACGCAGUUGGAAAUAGACUUGGUGGUAAUAAUGUCAGUGCUCAAACGCUGCGAGAUGAGAUUGCAAGUCUUGAAGAGGUAGGUCGUCACAUUUUCUUGGAAUUGCACCAACUUCGCUGUGCUGAAGAGCGGAUACAAUAUUCGCGUACACUCAAGGGUCAAUAUUUUAACUGUCUUGGGUACUUCUUCUGCGGAUAUUGUGUGUGGAAAAUUAUUGUCAGCGUAAUUAAUAUCUUGUUCAAUCGUGUCGGUCUGCAAGACCCCAUUACGCGUGGGAUUGACAUAGCUGUGCAUUACUUGGGGUUCACUGUUGAUGUUCCCUUUUGGUCGCAACAAAUCUCCUUCUGGCUUGUCGGAGUCAUUGUGGUGACCUCCAUUCGCGGGCUCUUGCUCACACUCACCAAAUUUUUUUAUGCAAUCGCAAGCACCAAGUCGUCCAAUGUCAUCGUGCUUCUCAUUGCUCACAUCAUGGGUACCUACUUCCUCUCCUCCGUGGUGCUCUUGAGGAUGAACAUGACGGCGGUGUACAGAACGAUCCUCACCCAGAUCUUGGGAGAUCUCCAAUUCCAUUUCUAUCAUAGGUGGUUCGACGUCAUAUUCCUGGUCAGCACUGUAUGCAGCGCUUUCUUUCUCUACAUUGCCCAUAAGCAAGUGGCGGAAAGCACAUCAGGUCGGCUACUUGCUGACGAGGUCAGCUUUCACUCACAAUCCUGA